CAGUCAGUCAGUCAGCCAGUCGCACUGUGCACUUCUCAUUGGUUUAGCUCUCCAUACACCCUUUUCCACAGUAUUUCCGCCUUUAUAUUUUUGUUUCCGCGAGGGAAUGAGUUGUGCGAAUUAGACAUAGGUAAUUUUAUACAAGAGCGAGAUUUUUACAUCAGCAGGAAUCUUGAAAUCUGCAGUCAUGUCAGACCGGGGUUCUUUCGACACUAAUGUUGUGACUUUGACGAGAUUUCUGCUUGAAGAGGGCAGAAAAGCCAAAGGCACAGGCGAGCUGACAACACUCCUGAACGCGAUGUGCACGGCUGUAAAAGCCAUCUCGAGCGCUGUCAGGAAAGCAGGUAUCGCGCACCUGUAUGGCAUUGCUGGAAGUACCAAUGUGACAGGUGACCAGGUUAAGAAGCUGGACAUCCUUACCAAUGACCUCGUCAUAAACAUGAUCAAAUCCUCAUUCACCUCAUGUGUACUGGUCACUGAGGAACAUGAACACGCAAUCAUUGUGGAGCCAGAUAGACGGGGUAAAUACGUGGUCUGCUUUGACCCUCUUGAUGGAUCAUCCAACAUUGACUGUCUUGCUUCAAUUGGGACCAUCUUUGCCAUCUACAGGAAGUGCACAGACAGCGACCCGUCUGAGAAAGAUGCCCUUCAACCUGGCAGAAACAUAGUGGCUGCUGGAUAUGCACUUUAUGGCAGUGCAACCAUGAUUGUCCUCUCCACAGGUCAGGGAGUCAACUGCUUCAUGUUAGAUCCAGCUAUUGGCGAGUUCAUUCUGGUUGACAGAGAUGUGAAGAUUAAGAAGAGAGGCAAGAUCUACAGUCUGAAUGAAGGUUAUGCCCUUUAUUUUGAUCCUGCCGUCACAGAGUACCUGCAGAAGAAAAAGUUUCCAGAGGAUGGCAGUGCACCCUAUGGAGCGCGUUAUGUAGGCUCAAUGGUGGCAGAUGUGCAUCGGACGCUUGUUUACGGAGGAAUCUUCCUUUACCCUGCAAAUGUGAAGAGCCCCAAAGGAAAGCUCAGACUGCUCUAUGAGUGCAACCCCAUGGCCUUCAUCAUGGAACAGGCCGGAGGGAUGGCCACCACAGGGACCACCAACAUCCUGGACAUCCAGCCCGAGAUCCUCCAUCAGCGGGUACCUGUGGUGAUGGGUUCCCCUGAUGAUGUCCAAGAGUACAUCUCCAUCUUUCAGAAACAUCAUAAAUGAAGAGCAAUAGUCAGAAUGUAUAACAAA
Molecule: messenger RNA, 1228 nt
Organism: Carassius auratus (goldfish)
Lineage: Eukaryota; Metazoa; Chordata; Actinopteri; Cypriniformes; Cyprinidae
Product: fructose-1,6-bisphosphatase 1-like
Exons: 7
Coding region: 188-1201 (337 amino acids)
Biological process (GO): fructose metabolic process; fructose 1,6-bisphosphate metabolic process; fructose 6-phosphate metabolic process
Cellular component (GO): cytosol; cytoplasm
Molecular function (GO): fructose 1,6-bisphosphate 1-phosphatase activity
Source: RefSeq, a predicted model, not a curated record